Oryza sativa Japonica Group (Japanese rice) is the source of this 929-nucleotide messenger RNA. RefSeq names its product ergosterol biosynthetic protein 28. Gene Ontology annotation, molecular function: protein-macromolecule adaptor activity. Gene Ontology annotation, cellular component: membrane; endoplasmic reticulum. Lineage: Eukaryota; Viridiplantae; Streptophyta; Magnoliopsida; Poales; Poaceae. The record is from RefSeq and is a predicted model, not a curated record.
UAGGCCAUAGGCAGCCGGCCGCAGAGCGACCUCCUCCAUCCAUCCCGUCUGCCGCCGGCGCCGAUCUCCAUCCUGCGAGCAGAGCAGAGGUGGCGCCGUCGCCGCAGAGGAGCGGGAGCAUGGCCGGAGGCGGGAGGAUGCCGUUGUUGGGAUGGUGGCUGAUGCUGGUCGGCUCCCUCCGCCUCGCCUCCGUCUGGUUCGGCUUCUUCAACAUCUGGGCGCUCCGUGUUGCCGUCUUCUCCCAAACUGACAUGACUGAAAUACAUGGUCGCACUUUUGGGGUCUGGACACUUUUGACCUGUACUCUGUGCUUUCUGUGUGCAUUCAACCUGGAAAACAGACCUCUCUAUCUGGCCACUUUCCUGUCCUUCAUCUAUGCUCUUGGUCAUUUCCUCACCGAGUACCUGAUAUACCAUACUAUGGCUGUGGCAAAUCUGAGCACUGUUGGCUUCUUCGCAGGGACAUCGAUUGUAUGGAUGCUGCUUCAAUGGAAUUCACAUGGGAAAUCUCGUGGUUCUCAAUCUGUUAAGCAGUCAUGAGUGGUAGUAUUUGCUUUGCCAGUGAUGUACACAGUGUAGGAAUCGGGAUGCUUGAAGAAACAUCACAGACGGCCUUUUCCAUGUGGUUCAGUGACACAUUAUUUCUAUGUACUUUGCCCCCUUAUUUUUUUUAUCAAAAAAAUUGGUUGUAGCUUGACAAAUGAGAAACCAUAACAAUAAUAAUAGCUCAAUUCUUGAAAUUGUAACGUUGUAACCAUAGGGGGGUAGAAGUUCUGUAUCCAAUCCAUCUUACAGGUACCUGAACCUGAUGUUGCACUUUCUCCUCUCUGGUACUAAUUCUACUAUACUAGUAAAAUAGUACAGUAGCAGUCAGUAUGCACUCUGGAAGCUAUUUACUCUGAUGAUGAUUUAUUUACUCGCACUCUGGAA